CUAACGUUACCGUCAGACGCCAAGUCUAGCAGUACCGUCUUCAGCGCAGUCUUCUUCAGCACCUUGCCUGCCUGGCUGCCUGCAAUGCCCUUGGAUACUGCCGUCCCUCUCAUCGCUACACAAUUUACAUUAUUCUGAACGAGAGAAUAAUAGCUGGAAAAGUUUCAGGACAGGGCGAAUGAUAUUGGAUGUAUAUUACCGUGUGACGGCGUUCAGUGUCUUUAUUUAUGUGAGCCUGUAUGGGGCGAAUGGAGAGGAGGGUGCAUCGAUAAUUGAGAGAGCAGAGCAGGACUUGCUGCCUGCUGCAGAAAACCUGACGGCUCGGUGGAUUUGGAUUUGUUGUUGGGACCAGCAGUCCGGCGCGGGGUUGCGCGUCAUAUCAAAGGAUUUCUCCAGACGGAGCGCUUCUACUUUUUGAGUUCUAAAAAAACAUAUUGCAUGGAUACAACAUCAUGGCUACGUUUGUAUGCAGGGUACAGUUCUUAGAUGAUACUGAUCCAUUCAACAGCACCAAUUUUCCUGAGCCGACCAGACCGCCUCAGUACACUUUCAGGGAAGAUAUCCCCCUUAUCAAUCAGAUUGCUGGAGUCCACAGGCUUCUCAAAGCCCCACACAAGCUUGAUGACUGUGCCCUCCAGCUCUCCCAAAAUGGGAGCUACCUGGACUUGGAGUCUACCCUGGCAGAACAGAGAGAUGAACUCGAGGGCUUUCAGGAGGGAGGAAGAGGCAAGAAGCACAGCAUCAUCCUCCGGACACAGUUAUCUGUCAGAGUUCACGCUUGUAUCGAGAAACUCUACAACUCAAAUGGACGAGAGCUGAGGAGAGCCCUGUUUUCCCUCAAACAGAUCUUUCAGGAUGACAAGGACCUGGUCCAUGAGUUUGUGGUGUCUGAAGGACUGACAUGUCUAAUCAAGGUCGGAGCUGAAGCAGACCAGAACUACCAGAAUUACAUCCUCAGGGCUCUGGGACAGAUCAUGCUGUAUGUGGAUGGAAUGAACGGCCUCAUAAGUCACAACGAAACCGUCCAAUGGCUUUACACACUUGUUGGAUCCAAGUUCCGUCUGGUAGUGAAGACAGCUCUGAAACUGUUACUGGUGUUUGUGGAGUACACUGAACCCAACACUGCCCUGCUCAUCCAUGCUGUCAACACCGUGGACACCAAGAGAGGCUGUAAGCUGUGGUCCAAUGCCAUGGAGAUUCUGGAGGAGAAGGAUGGGGUGGACACAGAGCUGCUGGUGUAUGCCAUGACCCUCAUCAACAAGACUCUAGCGGGCCUGCCUGACCAGGACUCAUUCUAUGACGUGGUGGACUGUUUGGAGGAGCAGGGCAUGGAGGCCAUGUCUCAGAGACACCGUAGCAGGAAGGGAACAGACCUGGACCUCAUGGAGCAGUUUAACAUCUACGAGACUGCUCUGCGCCAUGAGGACGGGGACGACGAGAGCCAGCCACCUACCGUGGGUCGGAAGAACCGGCGACGUGCCAGCGUGGGGGGCACCAACGACCGGCGAGGCCUGGAGAGGAGACGCAGCCGGAGACACUCCCUCCAGAACGGGAGAGGACUCACCUCAGCCCCUGCUUCCCCCAGCAGCCCUCACUCUCACGGAGGACACAACGGUAGCUUCCUGCCCUUCGGAGGCCAGGGCAUCGACGACGUCAGCGAAAGAGAGGAGGAAGAGGAGGAGGAGGAAGAGGAGGAUGAGGAUGAGGAAGAUGAUGAGAGUCAUGAUAUCACAGAGACCACUAGAAAGGUCUUCCACAGCAGCCAAACAGCUGUAUUGUAUACAUCUAGAGCACCCGUUAGUGCUGGAAGCCGACACAUAGGCCACGUCAUGGCGCUCCCUGGCAGGUCCCAGGGUGUAGCCAGCGCCAGCGCCCCCACCACCCCUGUACACCGCUCCCAGGGUGUUGCCAGCGCCCCCACCACCCCUGUACACCGCACCUUUGCCACCUCAGGGGCACCACAGCUAGACUCCAAGUCUGACAGACCUUCUCUGGGGAGCUUGUUGUCCUCCUCCUACAGACAACACCAGGAGUCUCUGACUGCAGAGAGAGAGAGGAGGAGACAAGAGAGGGAGGAACGACUGCAGAAAAUCGAGAGGGAGGAGAGGACCCGCUUCAAUCGGGAUUACAUGGACAAGAGGGAAGAGACAAGACAGGCCAGAGAAGAGAGAUAUAAGUGUGUUGAGAGGCUCGCAGCAGAGGAGUAUGAGAAAGAGAGAGAGCGUGCAAGAGCGCCACCUAGGGGGCGCACAGAGAUCACCCUGAGCCUGAGCCCCACCCCCUCCAGUCGCUCCGCCUCCCCCCGCUGUGCCACGCCCUCCUCCAUCGCCUCUCCGGAAGACGCUGGCACCAUUCCAUCCCAGACAUCCCAGACGCAGGGAAGUGAAGUAGACGUAGAGCCAAGCCGUGACCUUCAGACUAGAACCACAAGUCCAGCGCCAGAGUUAAUAGUAUCAGGACCUUCUCCAGAACCCACAGAGCCCCCCUCCCAAACUCCCCCGGCGCCAGCCGAGGAGCAGGCAGAGACAGAGACGCAGACAGAGAAGCAGGAAGUAGCUGAAGUUGAGUCCAAGCAGGAAGUACUAGAGCUAGUGGAGUUAGUGGUAGAUGAACAGACACAGGGUAAAGAGCAAGAAGAAAGUGAGGAGGAGGAGGAGGGUAAGGAGGAAGAGAGACAGUCAGGGAAUGAGGUAGAGGGAGAAGAUAAGGUAGAAGAGGAGGUAGAGGUAGAGGGAGAAGAGGUGGAGAUAGAAGAUGUAGAAGUGGUAGAGAUAGAGGUGGAGGAGGAGGGAGAGAGGGGGCAGGCUGCGUCGGAGGAGAGGGAGAUGGAGGGGAGGCUGGUCCUCCUCAGUGAGAAGGAGAGGCAGAACGAGGAAGUGAAUGAGAAGGACAACUGUUCUGCCUCCAGUAUCUCCUCAGCCAGUAGCACUCUGGAGAGAGAGGAGAGGGAGGAGAAAGUCAACAGCAACCUUGAACCAGGCCAGUGCAUUAAGGAGGAAGACGUGAACGGACAGUGCAGCAAGAUCCUCAACAGCAAGCGCUUCAUGCUGGACAUGCUCUAUGCCCAGAACAAGACCGCUGCAGACGAGGACGAAGAGAAGGCGGGAGAGACGGAACAGACGGAGAAAUGCAAAGAGGGGAUGGAGACGUCAUCGUUAGAGGGUCAGGACGGGUCGUCGGUGGCCAGCUUAGCCAGUCGUAUCUCUACACUGGAGGCCAGCAGGCAGGCCUGCGAGGAGAACGUCAAGAAGAUGGAGGUGCAACACCUGGAGAACCAGGGGAGUGUCAGGGCCGUGGCCGAGAAAUUUGGAGACCUUGUUAAAAGCCUUGUGUCGCCUCACGAGCUGGAGGCAUUGGAGAAGCAGCAGCAGGGGCAGCUUCAACCUGAUAAAGACAAAGCUCCUCCGGCCCCGUCCUCCUCUCCCCUACCUCCUAAGAAGGAGUCAGAUUAUAUCUGGGACCAGCUGAUGGCAGCCCCCAGGGAGCUGCGGAUUAAAGAGAUGGACUUUACAGACCUGGCAGACGAGGAUGAUCUGGACAUCCUAGACGUGGACAGUGUGCUGAUGGGCUCCAGUGACCUGAUGAUCCCUCCCCCUCCUCCCUGUCUCUCCACCCUGCCCCCUCCCCCUCCCCUGGGCCUGUUCGGCUCCCCGCCCCCUCCUGUCCCUGGCAUGAUGCCCCCUCCCCCGCCCUUCAUGCCCCCGGACCCACCCAGGGAGCCCCCUCUGUUCCAAAAGAAGAAGAAGACUAUCCGUCUCUUCUGGAACGAGGUAAGGCCCAUGGACGGCCAGUACAGGAACCACAAGCGUUGUAGAGAGUCUCUCUGGUCCAAACUGGAGCCGGUCAAAGUGGACACGUCCAAGCUGGAACACCUGUUUGAAACCAAGUCCAAGGAGCUGCCUGUUACCAAGAAAACAGCAGUGGAUGGGAAACGACAAGAGAUUAUUGUCCUGGACUCCAAACGGAGCAAUGCCAUCAACAUCGGGCUGACCGUCCUCCCCCCUCCCCGCACCAUCAAGACAGCCAUCCUCAACUUCGACGAGUACGCUUUGAACAAGGAGGGGAUCGAGAAAAUCCUGACGAUGAUCCCGACGGAGGAGGAGAAGCAGAGGAUCCAGGAUGCUCAGCUGGUGAACCCUGACGUCCCCCUGGGAUCAGCAGAGCAGUUCCUCCUCACCCUGUCCUCCAUCACGGAGCUGUCCGCCCGGCUGCAGCUCUGGGCCUUCAAGAUGGACUACGAGGUCACGGAGAAGGAAGUGGCAGAGCCUCUGCAGGACCUUAAGGAAGGGAUGGACCAGCUGGAGAAGAACAAGACGCUGCGUUACAUCCUGUCCACGCUGCUGGCUAUAGGCAACUUCCUUAACGGAUCCAACGCGAAGGGCUUUGAGCUGGGUUACCUGGAGAAGGUUCCGGAGGUAAAGGACACGGUUCAUAAGCAGUCUCUACUGCACCAUGCCUGUUCCAUUGUGGUGGAGAAGUUUCCAGACAGCUCAGACCUGUACUCUGAGAUAGGAGCCAUCACCCGCUCGGCUAAGGUGGACUUCGACCAGCUCCAAGACAACCUGAGCCAGAUGGAGCGACGCUGCAAAGCAUCGUGGGACCACCUCAAGGUCAUUGCCAAGCACGAGAUGAAGCCUGCGCUCAAACAGAAGAUGUCUGACUUCCUAAAGGACUGUGCAGAGAGAAUCAUCAUCUUGAAGAUAGUCCAUCGGAGAAUUAUCAACCGGUUCCAUGCCUUCCUGUUGUUCCUGGGCCAUCCAGCAUACGCUGUGCGGGAGGUCAGCAUCCACCGCUUCAGUAAGAUCCUCAGUGAGUUUGCCCUGGAGUACCGGACCACACGGGAACGCGUCCUGCAACAGAAACAGAAGAGGGCCAACCACAGAGAGAGGAACAAGACCAGAGGAAAGAUGAUCACAGAUGAUGGAAAGUUUGGCGGUAGCGCCCCGGGGCCUGUAAGCCAGGAGGGCGUGCUGACGCAGGGUCUGCAGUACGCAGAGGAUGCAGCGGAGCAUGAGAACAUGAAGGCAGUGCUGAAGAGCAGCUUGCAGGGCUGCAGUGACAGUGGAGCGUCCACCGUGCCAGGCCUACGUACACGCACCAGAGCCAGCAGGCCAGGCCGUGUGGGUCCUUGGGGCUCAUCAUUGAUUGAAGACCCACCUAAUUGCACAGAGACAGACGCUGCAGAUGAGAUCAUGGAGCGCAUCGUCAGGUCAGCCACUCAGGGGCCCAGGACACGGACAGAGCCUCGCGAGAGGAAGAGGUCCAGAGCCAACCGCAAGUCCUUGAGAAGAACACUGAAAAGCGGUCUGACGCCAGAGGAGGCCAAUGCCUUGGGGUUGUCCAGUGGUUCAGAGAUGGCUGUGUGACAGGAAGAGAAGUAGAGCUGGAUCCGGCAGCACAGCACACACAGACACCUGGGAAACCCUCUUACCGCCUGCCCCGCCCUUCACUGACCCCUGACCUCUAACCCCUGCUCAUCCAGCCAGCCAGUCAACCGCUGCACCAUAGCUUCGCUUGGUCUUUCCCCUGGUUCAGCUUUAUGAUGACUGUAGCUCACCUUCCUGUCUGUGGUUUGUGCAGGUAGCUGUGACACAGUGUUCCACCUGGUUAAGAUGGUAAACAAUGUUCAGGAAGAGACCAUGAGGAAUAUGGUCCUCAUCCAGGAUAAUAGAUGGUUUUCAGUGGAACAAAGUGGUAUUAGUAUAGGGGCAGUUAAAGGGGUUCAGUGAUCCAGCUGACUCAGCUCCACACACACACACUCAGGUAAAGUUCAGCAUCCAAACCACUACACUAUGCUGCUGUGCCGACUUGAGUGUUUCUUACUGGUGUUGUUCCAAUCAGUUGUUUCUCCUAACCUUUGAAUAUGAGGCUGAGGCCUUUGAGGAACAGCUCACAUCCCAACUGUAAGUCUUAAUCACUUGAUGAAGCCCACAGUGACCACAUGACUGGUGGUGAAUCUCAGUUGUAUUUCCUUGAUUCCUCGUGUCUUCUAUCCUCACCUGUCUACACAAGGCUUUGGAGGACUAGAUCUGAGGUUCGUCCUCCCUAACCUUUUCCUCAAUUGAGAUUCACCCUAUGACUGAAAGAUACAAACUGAGACUUACCUACACAGAAGACAUUUAGCCUCAGGACUUCUAAAGGGAGGGACAUGCGAGUUCUUGAAUCACUGGGGACUUGUGUCUGAACCAAAAAGGCCUCGGAGUUGAAUAGUAAAGAAGUUAGCAUCGACGCUAAAUAAGUUAGCAUUGAUGCUAAAUAAGUUAGCAUUGAUGCUAAAUAAGUUAGCAUUGAUGUUAAAGACGUUAGCAUUGAUGUUAUCUAUCCCCACUUAUGGUGAGCAUGUGUGUUGGGCUUGGUGUCAGAUAGUAUUUUUAGUUUGAACAAUUUUUGUUUAUAUAAAAAAAAAAUGUCUGUGUCCACAGGCUGUUUUGUUCUACUAUACUACUGUGGUAGUUUUGGGGGUUUUAAAAUACUAUAAUGCGUGAGAAAAAGGUGCUCAGAGAAGGAAUAUUUGCACUGGAUGUAGAAGUUGGAUAUUUAGAGGAAAGGAAGGGGAAAUCCUUGACACACACUGAUGUACCAAUCAGAUAUCAGAUGAAUGAAAGAAUCCCCCAGACAGAACCAAUAAUGAAACAGUAGCACAACUGAUUAUACACUCGACUUUCAGAGGAAAAGUGAACAGAUUCCUUUGACUUUUGCAAACUAAAAUGUUUCCAAUUUUGCAUGUUGUUGAUUCAGUUGGAUUUUAUACAGAUGGAACAAACUGGAAUUCCAAGAGGACACACCUUGAUGUGUUAAGAGGGAAGGUAUCAUUUACUACAUACAAUUGAAUUACUGGUUUCCACUUUUAAAAAACACAUUGCAUAUCAGAGUCAUCAACUUUGAUGAGAACAGUCUGUGAGCUGACAAGUGUACAGAAGGGACGAUGCUACUGGGUCCAGACAGACUGACGUCUGUCAAUCACGCAUAGCGAAUGUUCCAGCUUUAACCUAUAGGCCUGCCUACAACAUACAUGUUCCAGCUUUAGCCUAUAGACCUGCCUAGUACCUACAAUUACACACGUGUUGCAUGCAUGACACCAGUGUUACGCAAGCUCCUGCUGUUGUUCGCUGCAAAGCCUUCUUCUAUGGUUGAGACAUACUUAUUGUGGAGUGGUAGAACUGACAGGGAGCUAUAUUUACACUAGUUACAUUUACGUACUCUCUCUUUACUCUCUGUGUCAAAGAGUUAGGCAACAUUUAAGAAUUGUUUAAAAAAGUAAGAGAUUAAUAAUUGGUUAUUAUAGAAAAACGAUAUGAGCUUCAACUGAAUGAGUGCCUUUUAUAGACAAAUCUAUUUAUUCAGUAAUGUUCAGGGAGAUAUUUGUUACAGAAAAUGUUACUGUGUGUAAUGAAAGGACUUCCUCCUUAGGUCAAUUCAACAGCUGUGACUUCCUGUUUUCAUUCUUUCCUAGAUGAAUACAUUUCAGUACUAUGUUCCAUGGCUUUAUGUCUUGGAAACAGUUCUCCUCUUCCAUUUGCACAUUGCAGUUUUAUUUCGAAUCACAACUAAACUAGGGUUAUAGCUAAUUGUCUCAUGACAAUAUUUCCAUUUUAGCAGUUUUGUCACAAAAAAUGUUCUACAAAAAGAUAUUAGUUGUUUCCAUUUGCCUUAAUGUAGAAUUAGGGCAUUUAGUAUAUCUGAACGUUCCUACACUGUUGACUUGUAUUGAGGUGUAGUGGUUACAGUCAGCUAGAUAGCUAGUUUUUUAAAGUGCAUAAUUCCAGUUUACAUUUGGAAUUGUGUAGAGAGUUGUAUGAUGAUUCUACACAGUCACAAACAUUCACUGUGAUGGAAACAGCCAUUGUCGACUAAACAUGAAAGAAUAUAUGCUUGCAACAACACAAGCCACAACAAAACAGUCACACACCUACAAGUAUAUGUCUUUCUCAUGGAGAACUUACAAUUUGGUAUGAAACUAUCCAGCACCUUAUACACCAUUUGUAGCAUGCGUCUUUCAUUGAGGAAAACCAGAACAUUAACAGUGAGAAAGUAUAUUCUUUCAGCCUUUUUCUCAGAUGGUCAUUUUGAGUAUUGUAACUCUGAGUACAUGUAAAGUAAUAAUGGGGGAAGAAUGCUGUAAAAUGAUGUAAAUGUCACAACGAUGUGUUUUAUGUCUUUCACUUGGUAUUUUGUAUAGAAUAGUGUAUUAUAGGUUAAACAAAGCAGUGUUAUUCUAUGGAAAUUGUAAUUGAAGUGAAAACCAAACCAUGCAUGGUUUAAAGAAAUGUCUACAGAUGUGGUGUGUCACGUUAUGUUAUGGAUAAAGGGAGAUUCAUUUGAUUUGAUGCUCAGAGGUUUAGCAUUUGUUAUGUUUUAUUGUUUUUCUUCUGCACAUGACUUGAAACACAUUAGGAUAGACCGAGUGGUCGAUGUAACCACCUAGGACUGGAUUCAAUCUGUAUCGCUGAAGUUCAGCGUUUUAGCGUGAUUGAAAAUGUUCCUGCAUUAGCAUAGACUGCAUUCAUGGUAAACACUGCAUAUGUCGGCUCAAUCUGAAAUGAUCUGUAACGCUUCAGCCCCUAGUACUCCUAUGGAACCUUCAGCAGCCUUUCAUUACAUUGCACUCAAUAAAACAUGGUGUGUGUCCCAAAUGGCACCCUAUUCCCUAUAGAGUGCACUACUUCUUCUUCUUCUUCUUUUUUUACCAGGACCCAGUCCAAAAGUAGUGCACUGUGUAGGGAAUAGGGUGCCAUUUGGGAUGCAAGCCCAUGUUUUCUGUGAUUGGCUAUAUUAUCUCCUUCUCCCCCACUGCUGUACUGUAAGUCAGUGUAGGACUUGGACACAAGCACAUCCAGACUCGGUGAGCUUUUCUUGCGUCUUCGCCCCUCUAACAACAACUGUAUGUAUGAACAUCUGGCAAUAAAAGAUCUCUUAAGAAACA
This is a messenger RNA of Oncorhynchus tshawytscha (Chinook salmon), 8923 nucleotides long. Its product is annotated as FH1/FH2 domain-containing protein 3-like. Gene Ontology annotation, biological process: sarcomere organization; actin filament network formation; cortical actin cytoskeleton organization. NCBI's taxonomy places the organism in Eukaryota, Metazoa, Chordata, Actinopteri, Salmoniformes, Salmonidae. The record is from RefSeq and is a predicted model, not a curated record. Gene Ontology annotation, cellular component: cytoskeleton; cytoplasm. Gene Ontology annotation, molecular function: actin filament binding.